Galeopterus variegatus (Sunda flying lemur) is the source of this 2160-nucleotide messenger RNA. Its product is annotated as transcription factor Sp2. Lineage: Eukaryota; Metazoa; Chordata; Mammalia; Dermoptera; Cynocephalidae. Gene Ontology annotation, molecular function: DNA-binding transcription factor activity, RNA polymerase II-specific; RNA polymerase II cis-regulatory region sequence-specific DNA binding. The transcript has 5 exons. Bases 1 to 1002 code for a protein of 333 amino acids. Gene Ontology annotation, biological process: regulation of transcription by RNA polymerase II. The record is from RefSeq and is a predicted model, not a curated record.
AUGAGGUUUGUUUGUUGGCUUUUCAGUCCUGGCGCAGGCCAACCAGCUGUGGUCCAGCAGGUGCAGGUGGUGCCCCCCAAGGCCGAGCAGCAGCAGGUGGUGCAGAUCCCCCAGCAGGCUCUGCGGGUGGUGCAAGCAGCAUCCGCCACCCUCCCCACCGUCCCCCAGAAGCCCUCCCAGAACUUUCAAAUCCAGGCGGCUGAGACGACGCCUACUCAGGUCUAUAUCCGCACAUCUUCUGGUGAGGUGCAGACGGUCCUUGUCCAGGACGGCCCUCCAGCAACAGCUGUAGCCACCUCCACCACCACCUGUAGCAGCCCUGCAUCCCGGGCUCCCCAUCUGAGUGGGACCAGCAAAAAGCACUCGGCCACAAUUCUUCGAAAAGAGCGUCCACUGCCAAAGAUUGCCCCUGCUGGAAGCAUCAUCAGUCUCAAUGCAGCCCAGUUGGCGGCAGCUGCCCAGGCAAUGCAGACCAUCAACAUCAAUGGCGUCCAGGUCCAGGGUGUGCCCGUCACCAUCACCAACACUGGCGGGCAGCAGCAGCUGACGGUGCAGAAUGUUUCUGGGAACAACCUGACCAUCAGCGGGCUAAGCCCCACCCAGAUCCAGCUGCAGAUGGAGCAGGCUUUGGCUGGAGAGACCCAGCCCGGGGAGAAGCGGCGCCGCAUGGCCUGCACGUGUCCCAACUGCAAGGACGGGGAGAAGAGGUCUGGAGAGCAGGGCAAGAAGAAGCACGUGUGCCACAUCCCCGACUGUGGCAAGACUUUCCGCAAGACGUCCUUGCUGCGGGCCCACGUGCGCCUGCACACCGGCGAACGGCCCUUUGUCUGCAACUGGUUCUUCUGCGGGAAGAGGUUCACACGGAGCGACGAGCUCCAGCGGCAUGCUCGCACCCACACAGGGGACAAACGCUUCGAGUGUGCCCAAUGUCAGAAGCGCUUCAUGAGGAGUGACCACCUCACCAAGCAUUACAAGACCCACCUGGUCACGAAGAACUUGUAAGGCCAUCUGCGGCGGAAGGCCCCGAAGAUGCAAUUCCCAUCUGUGCCCUGCCUGGGCCCCUGGCAGAAAGGAGCCCCACGGCUGCUCAGUGCCCACCCUCAGCCCCCUCCUGGCCUGUGACUGUGUCCCCACAGGAAAGGGCGCUGCUCCUGUACUGUCCUCCUUCUGAAGCCCCGUGGCUCCACCUGGCCCUUCCCUUCCCACCACGAGCUCCUGGCCUGCCCUGACCAUGGACACUUGCCGUGCCCAAUGAGACGUUCUAAACCAGGACGCCUGGGAACCCUUAUUUCCAAAGGAAAACAUACAUUUCACUCCGUCGAGGAGCAAAGUGAGCCCCACACUCCCUACCCCCAACACUGCCGGAGUUGCAUUGUGCCAUGCCCCCGUCCCCAGCACCUCCCUGGCCCCGCCGGCCACUGUGGACGCCCAGGGCCCUACACCCAGGGCUCCCUCUGGCACCCACCUCUGGAGAAGGCAGGAGGCCACCUCCACUCCAUGCACCCCAGCCCUGCCACACUCUCCUCCAGCACAUUCCAACUUUCUAUUUAAAAAGUAAUGAGUGAUACCCACGGACUCCUCCCGAUUCCCUCUUUUUCUAUGGAGAACGUUGCCUUAUACUCUCUACUUCAGAUGAUGAACACUGUGUACUGUGUGUGCUUUAAAGAGGUUUUAUUUAAUUGCUCCCUUCUUCCUUUCCUUGUUACUCACCUCCCCCAUGCCUGCUUUCAGUUCAGGGUUCUGGGGGCGAUGAUGAGCAUAUGAAUUUUUCUGUCACUCUAGUCGUUCUCUUUUCUAAAUGCCACAGCAUUUCAACUCAUAUCUGUAUUCAGAUAUAAACACCUUCAUGUCCUGAACCCCCUCUCUGUCCCCUUCAUCUCACCCACCCAGCCCAAGCUCUACUUGUGUACAGUGUAUAUUGUAUAAUAGACAAUUGUGUCUACUACAUGUUUAAAAAAACAUAUUGCUUGUUAUUUUUAAGGCUUUUAAAUUAAACAAAAAUCCAACUUUAUUUUUAGUUGUAACUGCUUGAGGUAUGUUUUAUGAAUUAAGUGACAGAUUUGUUAUCCUUUAUUAACAGUGUACUUUGUUGGUCAGUGCUGGGCUGACAAAAAUUUUUUUCUUGCUAAUAAAUUUAGUUGCCUGAGGCAAAAUCUGCAA